AUGGCCAUUAAUUGGAGAGCGGCAAUAGUAAAGGUGAUGUUGCUAGCAUUUUUCCAGUUCGCGCAAUUUUGUGGCGUCUUCAGCUUUACUUAUCGCAAAACGCCAAAGCCUGAAACGAAUCAACAAACAUUCGACUUAUUAACCCGCACGAAUGACGUAAAAUACACCGUUAAGCAAUGCGUGUUGUGCAAAUGGUUUUUUGGCAUAGUGCGAAUGAUGGGAGCCAUCAUCUAUAUUUAUGGCACACUCAUGAUGUGGUACACCAAUGAUCCGUUCUACAAUCUCAUCACAUUCCUGCAGACCAAUCUGAUGGCUACCGGUUCCGUUGUCAUGAGCAUUUGCUUGCUGCGAUCGGGCAAAAAGUUCGUCUGUAUCAUAAAUAGCUUCUUCGGGUUAUUCCGACGGGUGCAAUGUUUGACACCACAUCGUCAAGUAAUGGGCGUGCAUCAGUUGAUAUUCCUGCUAAUCAUAGUUAUAUGUGUUGGGAAUUCUGCAUUUGGCUUUCUCUUAAUCUUAAAAUACACGGACUGGCGAGAGUUGGCUGUGGUUACGUCAAAACUCUACCUCGAAACUGGCCUAGUUGUUAGCUUGCACAUAGCAAGUAUCGGUUAUAUGUGUAUUGGUGCACUCUACAAUUGUGUGAAUCGUUAUAUGCGCGAGGAUCUCUUACCGAGAGCUAGAUGUUUGGAUCAUGUGCUAAGACGUAAGAAAACUUAUCGUCUGCCACGUUAUACGCGCAAGCUCAUACGUUUGACCAGAGAACUGAAUAACUGUGCCAGGAUUUAUAAUGAUAUUUACAAUCUGGCAACGACUUUUCAUCAAAGUAUUCGUUAUCAAAUACUAUUUGCUCUAUUAUUCCAAUUUAGCUUGCUUACGACGGUCAUUUACAGCAUUCUGUAUAUGUAUACGGUGAUCACAGCUAUCCAGUGGGACGCGGUGUUUUUUUGCCUACUUAUUAUCAUCGAAGUUCUCAUCAUGAUUUUGUCGGCAUACUCAGCGGUUCAGGAUGGAAUUGCGGCUAAUAAAUUAAGCUUGGAUACGGUGUAUAUGGGCGGCGAUACGGAAUGGAAUCGAAGUGUUGAGAUAUUCAUCAAUCGCAUGAAUCUAUAUGAAUUCAAACCGAAUGUCUUGGGAUUUUUCGACAUUUCCAGUGAUAUUUUGGUAAUGUUUCUCUCGGCUUCCGUUACCUAUUUAACCUAUAUACUUCAAAAUACAAAACUAAGUCAAAAACUAUAAAUAUUGACGCGCGUACCGGCAACCAUGCGGAGCCAUUUGCGGUACCAUUGCGGUUAUAUGGUUAUGGUAUGGCAAUAUUCCGUGCGAAACACAAAAAAGAACACAGGGGUCCACAACACGCGCACCUAUGAAAAUAUCUGAAUGUAUAAUUACAACAAUCGUAUCAAUGCAUAUCACCGGCACAUACUACAUUGGGAUGUGAUUUCAACCCCCGAGUCAAGUAGCAUAAUCACCUGGCGAAACCGUCAACUCACAUUCCCUUUCUAUAAUAUUUGCGAGCGGCACAAGGUCCACCUGUCUCGCCGGCUGCGGCGUCUCCGUUCGUGUGACUUACUUGCAUGCGAGGAAAACGUUAAACCACAUAUUUUUAAUAUAUAAUCAACUGCACACACACACACAUACAUAUAUGUUUAUGCACAUGCAACAGCAAUAAUAAUUCAACGCUUUUGCAAUCCUAGUCGCGAGCAUGGUGCACCAUGGAAAGUUAGUUGAAUUGCGGUACGCGUCCGUGUCGUGUCCAAAAAUUGCGGUUAAUAGAGCGGUCCGUUGCCUACAUCUGUGCCACAUUAACGUGCAACCUACGUAAAAGCCGUGACGCCGGCUGUGUCUGUGAAAAUCCGAUGGGAAACAGUUGAGACACGUUGCACAAUUUCAUGCAACAUACCAGUGGUUUUUUAUGUUCAUACAUACAUACAUAUAUACAAAUAAAUAUUCACAUAUUUACAAAUGCAGACAUAUAUAGCAAUUGUCAUGAUAGUUACUUGCCACAAAUUGCAUGUGGACCAACGUCUUGCCGUUAGAUUGUACAUUACUUGAAAAUAUUUAAACACCUAAUUUUUUGUAGUUUCAAUAAAACUUUGUACAUGUAAUAGUAUAUGUAUUUAUUUGUGCAUGUGUGUGUAUCUGUAAGCAGGUGAAGUUCCAGCGCAUGCAAUGGCUUGCGGCAAACAACCGUUUCUUCUCAUAAUUACUGAAUUUGGUCAAAGUUUUAAUUAUUUAAUGCAACAAUAACAAUAGUGUAAAGAUGCAAUAUAAUAUUACAUGUAUGU
Molecule: messenger RNA, 2285 nt
Organism: Bactrocera dorsalis (oriental fruit fly)
Lineage: Eukaryota; Metazoa; Arthropoda; Insecta; Diptera; Tephritidae
Product: putative gustatory receptor 93c
Exons: 2
Coding region: 1-1236 (411 amino acids)
Biological process (GO): sensory perception of taste
Cellular component (GO): membrane
Source: RefSeq, a predicted model, not a curated record